AUGCCUAUCGAAAAGUAUCCAAUACUUUGCGAGUUACAAGUCAGCAACGACACGCCUCUUACAAGAUCUUUGUACCAUGAUGCAAAUGCUUGCGUGGAGUUCAUACAGAUAAUAUCAAACCACAUAGACGACACCUUGUUACAAAAAGUGAAAAGUAGCCCUGCUCUCGGUAUCAUGAUUGACGAGAGCACAGACAUUGGUUUGGAGAAACACUUGAUUGUGUAUGUGAACUAUUUGCACGAUGGUGACAUGCACACUAGUUUCCUUACGUUGAUAAAACUCAGUGCUGCAGAUUCUGGCGUGGUAUACAACUCGCUUGUGGGUGUUCUCAAGGCCCGUGGCAUAAACCUAGAACGUGUGUAUGGGUUUAGCUCUGACGGGGCCGCAGUCAUGACCGGAAAACAAAAUGGUGUGUCUGUUCGCUUGAAAUCGGACAACCCAUUCAUGCUUGACAUGCAUUGUGCUGCCCACAGACUGGCAUUGAGUAGCCUUGAUGCAGCAAAGUCUGUGAAAGAAGUCGCAUAUUACGAAGGCCUGCUUCAUUCACUUUACUCGUUUUUUUGUCGAUCGAGUAAAAGACUUGAGCAUUUGAAAGUUUGGCAAGAUGUUCUUGAAGACCCACAAGUCAAACCUACAGCUGUGCACCAAGUUCGCUGGUUAAGUUUUGCUAACAGUGUAACGAAUGUGAGAAAAACACUGCACUCGCUUUUGAAGUCAAUGGAAAGCGAUUCCGAUGAUGAUGUCAUGGCAUUGUCAUUGUUUCAAGUUUGCAGAACAUACAAGUUUCUGUUUCUGACACACUUCUUUUCUGACAUCAUGUCGGAACUUGCUUUGGUUUCAAAGGCAUUGCAAUUAGAGAAGCUUUCAUACAGUCAACUUACUGGUACUAUCCGAACUGCAUGUUGUUCCAUUGAACAGCAGUAUUUGGUUGAGAAACCUUCCUAUGGACCAAACCUGCGUGAAUUUUUGACAACAUACGAGACACAAGAGACGUUUCAUGGGGUGUUAAUAAAACGAACCCACAAAGACACACGACUGCCUGUUGCGGUAUCGGAGUUUGCAGAAAUACUGUUGAACAGCAUUCAGGAGCGUUUCCCAAAAAUUGAAAUAUGGGAAGCAAUGAUGCUGUUCAACCCGGCCGACUUUCCAAGUUCCACUAAAGACCAGGCCGAUUAUGGCAAUAAGCAAAUCUCAGUGCUUUUGAAGCAUUUCGGAAAAGAGAUCGGUGGCAAAUCGCCGCCCGUUUGUGAAGAGGGAGCCCUCCGAGAAUUUUCUCUGUUAAAAAAUUACAUGUUCGACCUCAAAGUGUCAUCAUUCGAGGGGCUUGCUGACAAAAUUCUGUCUCAAGAAGAGAUGUGGGCAAAGUUCCCAAACAUGACGGGGCUUCUUGCCAUCUGCAGGGUGCUCCCUGUCAGUACAGUAGACUGUGAACGUGGGUUUUCAGCUCAAAACCUCAUAAAAACUCGUCUAAGAUGCAGAAUGGGUUUGGAAAAUCUUGACAAUUUAAUGCGCGUUGCCAUCAAUGGCCCUGACUUGUCUGCAUUCGAGCCCGAGGUUAUUUACCAGAAGUGGCGUUCAGUGAAGAAUCGGCAAAUAUUUUGCAACAACAAGAAGCUUGAUAAGUUAAUAAACAUGUAA
This is a messenger RNA of Dreissena polymorpha, 1638 nucleotides long. Its product is annotated as zinc finger protein 862-like. The record is from RefSeq and is a predicted model, not a curated record. Bases 1 to 1638 code for a protein of 545 amino acids. Lineage: Eukaryota; Metazoa; Mollusca; Bivalvia; Myida; Dreissenidae. Gene Ontology annotation, molecular function: protein dimerization activity. The transcript has a single exon.